This is a messenger RNA of Ailuropoda melanoleuca (giant panda), 4695 nucleotides long. It is a transcript of the gene DCLRE1A, whose product is annotated as DNA cross-link repair 1A. The coding region runs from base 1209 to 4217 and encodes 1002 amino acids. The transcript is spliced from 8 exons. Gene Ontology annotation, molecular function: damaged DNA binding; 5'-3' DNA exonuclease activity. The record is from RefSeq and is a predicted model, not a curated record. Gene Ontology annotation, biological process: interstrand cross-link repair; double-strand break repair via nonhomologous end joining. Lineage: Eukaryota; Metazoa; Chordata; Mammalia; Carnivora; Ursidae.
AGAUAUAGCCUCAUGGGAUAGAUUUUGUUUUUGUUUUUUUAAGUUGGGAGUAACUGGCAAUGACUUUGGCUUAUACACAAAUACAGCAUUUUGUCUCCCCGCAGUGCUGAAAGUGCGAGCGCGGACAGAUUGUCACCGGAGCAGGGGAAGGGGGGGCGCCGAGGGGAGCGGACGCAGCUGGAACUACUCCCGAGGGUGUGCGGGUGGCAGGUGGGCUGCGGCGAGGAUCCGGGUGGGCUGGGCCUCCGACUUCAGAAGCAGAGGGCUCUGAUAGCUUUUAUGGAACCGCGUGCUAGCAACUCACUCUCUCCCUGCCCUGGAAGGGAUAAGGCCCUCCUCACUGGCCUUGCAGCCUCCUGAGUUCAAAGAGAAGGCAGAGCAGGUGGGAAGGCAUAAGGCAGGUGAACCUUGGUUUUGAGGCUGGUGGAGAGGGGGCUGGCCAGCUCUAGGGCAGACCACUUCUGCAGUCUGGAGUUAGGACUGUGGGUGGCCUCUGUGCAGUCACAACUUCACAUAUUUGAAUUUUGUUUGUUCAUUGCGCAGUGUUUGUUCGUUGCUGCUGGAAGAAGAUACAGGACUGACCCAGGAAACUGAAGUGGUUGACUAUCCAAGAGUCAAGGAUAAGGGCAAUUACUGCUCCCCCCUUCCCCUAAUCACACACCUCUUUGAUUAUGGUGUGAUUAUGGUGGUACUAGCAAGCUGAGAGAGCCAUUUAAUGUUUAGAAACCCUGCUAACCCACUUGGCCAGGGACUGUGGUUUUAUUUGUGAAGUAUUUGGACAGUUGUCCAGUUGAAGGGGAACUGAUGGGAGCUUUAUAACAAUUUUACAAAGCUCAUUCUAAGAUUAAGCUAUUGAAUCUAUACUUCCUAUUAGUGCUUAAUUUUCAAAGCAUUACUGAUUCUUAUUUCUGUGAAUCAAGUCCUUGGAAAGGCUGUCACACUUGAAUGAAAUAGUGGUCAAAAUGCGAAAAUUCUCAGAUGUUACCCCUGUGGUAGGUUCUCUUAAUUUUAUUGUGGUAUAAAUGGAAUAGCAGGUGUUCUCAGGUACAAGGUUUGUAGUUUGCUAAUAUAUUCAUUACCAAAGCUUUAGAUUCCCCCCAAGUUAGUGGGGGUUUCGUUACUUUUUUUUUCUUCUUCAGCAAAAUAAUUCCAUUUAAAAUUUUUGUAACAACAAAUAGAUUCUCCAUUUACUUAAAAAUCAUUUUGCCAUGUUAGAAGAUGCUUUUUUGGAAGAAGACAUCUGGGAAUACAAAUCUAAAAGAAAACCAAAACUAGUACAUACAAAUAAUUGCUCUGAGAAUAUUCCAAAAUCUGUUGAAAAAGCAACAGAUGGAAAAUACCAGUCAAAACGAAACAGAAAUAAAAAAAGAACUGCAAAAGCUAAAGAGAAGACAAAGGACCCUGAAAUGUGCUUUGAAGAAACAGAUAAUCAGACUUCCGUAGCUUCUAGUCAGAAUUCUAGUUGUGGAGAUGGUAUUCACCAGUCCCAAGACAAGGAGACAACUCCAGGAAAGCAUUGUCGGACUCGCAAAAACAAACAAGUAUCUCCAAAGAUACGUCCAGUUUAUGAUGGACACUGCCCAAACUGCCAGAUGCCUUUUUCCUCAUUGCUAGGUCAAACACCUCGAUGGCAUGUUUUUGAGUGUUUGGAUUCUCCGCCGGUCUCUGAAACAGAGUGUCCUGAUGGUCUUCUGUGCACCUCAACGAUUCCUUCUCAUUUCAAGAGAUACACUCACCUCCUGCUGGCUCGGAGCAGGGCGAGCCACAGUCCUUUCAGCAGCCCACCGCAUGGGUCAGGGGAUGGCUUCAGUGAGACUAAUUCAGGCUUUCUCUGGGGCCUUGAGGAAAGAUGGUCUCUGCAUCAGAAGCCAACGGAAACCUUAAGAAGUGUUUCAACUCACCCCUCGUUAGUGGCACCGUGUCUAAGGAAAUCUCAGUCUCCAACGGAAGCCAAUAAAAAGAUUUCUUCUUCUUCUUCGACAAAUAUCCAAACGUCCCAACAAACCCCACAAUUUCCAGAAUGUGUUAAUAAUGACAAACUGGUAGGAGUUGGUUUGCCUCUUGCUGAAGAAUUAGACAGCCAGUGCAACUCAGAACACACCCCAUUGCCAGAAAAUGACUUCAGUAGCUGUGAAAUCUCUUAUUCUCCACUUCAAAGUGAUGAGGAAACUUACAGUCUGGAAGACGAGCUGGGUGAUUUGCAGCAGGAGCUAUUCUUUACAGAGAGCUCUAAAGAUGGCAGCCUGGGAGAAGAUGACAGCAACUCCACUUGGUUUCAAAAACUCCAUGGCUCCUUCCUGAAGGAGCAGCAGGAGAGCGGCCCCCACGUGGACGGCUUAACUCAGGAUAAAUACCACGAAGUACUGUAUAAAUACAACACGCUAACUGGUUCAUCUCCACUUUUUUUCCAAAAUAAGGGUGUUAUUCCUUGUGAUGAUCCAGCACGUACCGGUAAUGAUUUUGCACUGUUUCCAUCUGCGUUAACACGAGGGCUUGCUUCUAGUUAUCAGGCCACGAAAGCAAAACCUGGUAAGCCAGAAUGUGACCCAUCUCAAUCAAAUCAACAGAAGCAGGUAGUUCAAGAAUCAGCUGUUCGCAAUCAGAUUUCUCUGCCGUCACCUCAUAGUGAGAAGCCAGAAGCUUUCGAAAGGCAGGGAGAAGGGGAUCUUUCUUUCCGUCCAACCCAAAGUAAAACUAGAAAAUCAAGUAAGAACUUCAAUGCAAAGAACAAUGCUAAUUCAGCAUGUGUCUGCAGAAAGGCAUUAGGUGGUCGACUAGGCAGUAAAGUUACAGUUCCCAAUACAGAGAAUUCUUCCGGUGCGCUUAAUGCUGCCGAGUCUCUGAAAAUGUCGCCUUCUGGUCCCAAGUGUCCUGCAACACAGCCUUCUUCCAAAGUAAUGAAACAAAUGGAUAUAGGUGUUUAUUUUGGACUACCACCCAAAAGAAAAGAAGAGAAAUUGCUCGAGGGAAGUGCAGAAGGGAUGAAUUUAAAUCCAGCUGUAAGUCCUAAUGAAAAGAGGUCCCGGCAGCGCAAGAGGAAAGCCGAAAAAUCCUUAAGUGAUUUAGAACUUGAUGAAAAGAAUUUAAGGGAGAGUCAGCCCUCUGUGGAACUUUCCAGUAAGAGGUCACAGCAUCAAAGAAAGAGACUUAGAAAGUCAGAUUCACUACAGGAAGGAGCACAUCAGAAGAGGUCACGUCACCUUAAGAGGACAGAAUCUGGAACAAUCAAUUUAAGGAAAGACAAAGUCUUCAUAAAAUCACCUUGUGGGAGGCUGCAGAGAGGGAACACGAAAAUCCCAGAGUCACCUAGUGCAGGACAAUUAAGAACAAGGACAUGUCCAUUCUAUAAGAAAAUACCUGGGACUGGCUUUACAGUUGAUGCCUUCCAGUACGGAUUGGUUGAAGGGUGCACAGCCUAUUUUCUCACACAUUUUCAUUCUGAUCAUUAUGCUGGAUUGUCUAAAAACUUCACAUUUCCGAUUUAUUGUAGUGAGAUAACUGGCAAUUUGUUGAGGAGCAAACUGCACGUGCAAAAACAAUAUGUCCAUCCAUUGCCGAUGGACACGGAAUGUAUAGUAAAUGGUGUAAAAGUUGUUUUGCUUGAUGCCAAUCAAUAUUGCAGCCCAGAAUACUCCUUUCCGUCUCAGCAAGAGGUUAUCCAGUUUGCCAUCAACACUGCCUUUGAGGCAGUAACUCUAAACCCACGUGUUCUCGUUGUCUGUGGCACUUAUUCUAUUGGAAAAGAGAAAGUCUUCCUAGCCAUUGCUGAUGUUUUAGGUUCAAAAGUGGGCAUGUCCCAAGAAAAAUAUAAAACCUUACAGUGCCUCAACAUACCAGAACUUAAUUCCUUCAUCACUACAGACAUGUGCAGUUCACUGGUUCACCUUCUCCCAAUGAUGCAAAUUAACUUUAAGGCUUUACAGAGUCAUUUGAAGAAGUGUGGUGGAAAAUAUGAUCAGGUUUUGGCUUUUCGACCUACGGGAUGGACGCAUUCUAACAAGUUAACGAGUAUCGCAGACAUUAUUCCCCAGACCAAAGGAAACAUUUCAAUAUAUGGAAUCCCUUAUAGUGAACACAGCAGCUACCUAGAAAUAAAACGUUUUGUUCAGUGGCUGAAGCCCCAGAAAAUCAUACCUACCGUGAAUGUUGGCACCUUGAAAUCUAGGAGGACAAUGGAGAAAUAUUUUAAAGAGUGGAAAUUGGAAGCUGGAUAUUAAUGUUAUCUGAAAGGACUCAGAACUAGUUAAGUAACUUAGGUAUAGCUCGUUACUAGUUGAAUCUUUAGUGAUAUGAAGUAUGCUGUAUGUGGAAAACUUUGUGAAGGCUGCUCAGAUAGGUUGUUUUCUUUUUUUUUGUUUGUUUUUUUUGUUUUUUAUUUUAUUUUUUUUUGUUUUCUUAUUUAUGUUUGAAUCCAUGUUCAUGGUGCCAGGUAUCUCUCAGCAUCAUCAGUAAUGAUGCAGACUGGCUCCCAAGGACCCUUGAUUCUUGCUCCUCCCUCAGGAGCAGAUAUUCUCUGCAUCUAGCCUCAGGAGGGGCAGCCAAGGCAGCCUUAGGGACCAAAGGAGUCAUGAUAAUAGAUAAAUGACAUUGAAAGCAUUAUAUAUAAAUAAUUAUGUAUCUUUAAAAUUAUUUAAUAUGGAGCAUAUUUUUAUGAAAUAACUUUUAUAUGAUGCUUAAAUAAAAGAUCUUCAAUUU